Molecule: messenger RNA, 2174 nt
Organism: Rhododendron vialii
Lineage: Eukaryota; Viridiplantae; Streptophyta; Magnoliopsida; Ericales; Ericaceae
Product: carotenoid cleavage dioxygenase 8 homolog B, chloroplastic
Exons: 6
Coding region: 68-1735 (555 amino acids)
Biological process (GO): carotene catabolic process
Cellular component (GO): chloroplast
Molecular function (GO): carotenoid dioxygenase activity
Source: RefSeq, a predicted model, not a curated record
ACUUAUUCAGACUUAACUCUACCAUCUCUCCUCUUGUUAUAAUUCACUUUACAUCUAGUCUUUGGACAUGGCUUCGUUAGCAUUCUCGACCACCGAGACUAGUAUUUUCCCGUCGAGCGCGCUGACUUCCAACGGGUCAGCCCAUGGUAGAGAUGGGUUCAUAUUGGGGAGAUCCAUUUUUUUCAAGAACAGCAACACUAGGGACUUAAAAAUCAUGAAGGUUGCGACCAAAUCGCCGGAAACUAUCCCAUCACCGGAAAAAGAAAUUUCCGAUGACAGGAAGCUUGCCGCAUGGACAAGCAUCCGGCAGGAGAGGUGGGAAGGAGAGAUUGUCGUUGAAGGCGAAGUUCCUCUCUGGCUGAGAGGGACGUACCUUCGAAACGGGCCGGGCUUAUGGAACAUAGGGGACUACAACUUCCGCCACCUCUUCGACGGCUACGCCACGCUCGUUCGACUUCACUUCGAAAACGGCCGACUAACGAUGGGCCACCGCCAGAUCGAAUCGAAAGCGUACAAAGCCGCCAAAACCACAAACAAGCUGUGUUACCGCGAAUUCUCGGAGGUCCCAAAACCGGACAACUUCUUGUCAUACAUCGGCGACCUAGCGAAACUUUUCUCCGGCGCAUCGCUGACCGAUAACGCCAACACUGGUGUGGUUAAACUAGCGGAUGGACGGGUCGUUUGCCUGACGGAGACGAUUAAAGGGUCAAUACUGAUUGACCCGGAGACUCUCGACACGCUGGGGAAAUUCGAAUACAGUGACAAAUUGGGCGGGUUAAUACACUCGGCCCACCCGAUCGUGACGGAUACGGAGUUUUUGAACUUGUUGCCCGAUUUGAUUAACCCGGGUUAUUUGGUUGUGAGGAUGGAGCCGGGUACGAACGAGAGGAAGGUAAUCGGGCGGGCAAACUGUCGAGGCGGCCCCGCACCAGGAUGGGUCCACUCGUUCCCGGUGACCGAACAUUAUGUGAUUGUGCCCGAAAUGCCGUUGAGGUAUUGUGUCCAAAAUUUAUUGAAGGCCGAGCACACACCACUUUAUAAGUUUCAGUGGUGUCCGGAGUCCAAAGGGUUUAUGCAUGUUAUGUGCAAGGCCACUGGCAAGAUUGUGACGAGUGUGGAAGUUCCACUGUAUGUGACAUUUCAUUUCAUCAACGCAUACGAAGAGAGAGAUGAAGAUGGUCGCGUGAUGGCGGUCAUCGCCGACUGCUGUGAACACAACGCCGAUACAACGAUCCUAGACAAGCUCCGCCUGCAGAACCUCCGAGCAUUUUCCGGCGAGGAUGUCUUGCCAGAUGCUAGGGUUGGUCGUUUUGUAAUACCAUUAGAUGGGAGUCCAUAUGGGAAAUUAGAGGCAGCGUUGGAUCCAGAAGAACAUGGCAAGGGUAUGGACAUGUGCAGCAUCAACCCUUUCUACUUGGGCAAGAAAUACAGAUAUGCUUAUGCUUGUGGUGCCAAACGCCCUUGUCAUUUCCCCAACACCCUUACUAAGCUGGAUUUGGUGGAAAAGAAGGCGAAGAGCUGGUUCGACGAGGGUUCUGUACCCUCAGAACCAUUCUUUGUGCCCCGGCCUGGUGUUACAGAAGAAGACGACGGGGUGGUGAUCUCCAUAAUAAGCGACAAAAACGGCGAAGGAUAUGCAUUGGUGUUGGAUGGAUCAUCGUUUGAAGAAAUUGCCAGAGCAAAGUUCCCUUACGGUCUUCCCUAUGGGCUUCAUGGAUGCUGGAUCCCAAAAUAGAACUAGCUAAAAAUGGAUUGCACCUUCAUUUCCAUCACUAGCACACUGCCUCGGAUUGAAAUGCUCUUUUGAAAUGUAGUCUUUACAUGCACGUUCGAACAAAGCCGUGUCUGGAAUUGUCUGAUACACGUGAACCUCGCUAAAUGAUGACGGACUUGUAUAAAUUGGACGAUUCCAGACACGUCCAUGCACAUAAAUCAUAUGCUUAAUAUUGCUCGUAAAAUAUGUCAUGAGUUUAUGUUUUUGUGUCAGCGAUCAUCAGUGACAGAGUGACUUGUUCAUAUAUAUAUAUCAUAGUGCUGUUUGGGAAUGAGAGGAAUGUAAAUGGGGAUUACAGAUGCUCUGGCCUUCUUAGAUUUAUUCCUAGCAAUGUAAAUUGCCGGAUUGUAUGGAAGUUGUUGUUCUAAUUUAAUAUUUUACACUAAUAUGUUUAAUUAGA